Molecule: messenger RNA, 1099 nt
Organism: Phoenix dactylifera (date palm)
Lineage: Eukaryota; Viridiplantae; Streptophyta; Magnoliopsida; Arecales; Arecaceae
Biological process (GO): fatty acid transport
Cellular component (GO): chloroplast inner membrane
Molecular function (GO): fatty acid transmembrane transporter activity
Source: RefSeq, a predicted model, not a curated record
CGUUCCAUGGGGGCGAGAGAAAAGCUUCAAGAUGGCUUUCACCGCUGUCAUUUCUACGCCCUACCACUCCCAGUCCUCUCUCCUCCUCCGCCCCUCCCCCUCUCUCACCUCCAAGUCCAAGCCCUUCUUCUCCCCUCUUCUUCCCUCCGCCGCCCUCCGACCCACUGACCUUGGCAUCGUCGGCAGCUUCCCGGUCCCUACACUAGCUGCCGAUCGCUCCAAAAGAGGCUGCUUCGUCACUGCUGUCGCCGACUCCGAGGCCGCGCCGCCCGCGAUCGCCGUCGAUCCGGUGGCCGUGGAAGUCGAAGUAGAAGGGGGAGGCGGCGACGGCAGUGGUGGUGGUGAGGGUUCCGGCGGAGGCGGAGGCGGAGGCGGAGGUGGUGGUGACGAUAGCGGGGGAGAUCCCGAGGAUAGCGAAGGGGGAUCGGACAAGGAUAAGAAGGAGAUGAACGGGAUGUCCAUGUCUCAGAAGCUGACGCUGGGUUAUGCUGCCCUCGUCGGAGUGGGUGGAGUAAUGGGAUAUGUCAAGAGUGGGAGCCAGAAGUCAUUAGCUGCUGGAGGGAUAUCAGCCAGUCUACUGUAUUAUGUGUACACGCAACUUCCAGUAAGACCAGCUUUUGCAUCAUCAUUGGGGCUAGGUAUAUCAGCAGCACUGCUGGCCGUGAUGGGUUCUCGCUUCAAGAAGUCUGGGAAGAUAUUUCCUGCAGGUGUUGUAUCUCUUGUGUCUUUAGUCAUGGUUGGUGGCUAUUUUCACGGAAUCCUGCGCGGCACACAUGCAUGAUACCUGCGGUCACUGGACUUUGGUUCUGAUGCUUCUUGUUUCGGAGUGUCCUUUUAGCACUCUUCAUCUGAUAACCAAUACCCUGUUGUCCUUUUCGUCCAUCUUGUGAUAGCUAAGUCUGCUGUUAAAAACAGUUUAUGGUUUGGAACGAGUAGGUGCUCUUCAUGACCCAGCUGUUAAUCUUGUAGUUGGCUACUUUUAUGUUUCCAAAAAAAUUGUAGGAAAAAGGUGUUUGCUUGUAUUCCUGUUGCUUACAUGUAACUGCUUAAAAACAGUUUUAUGGUUUGUUGCUUUUUUUAUCUUAGCUGCAAUUGCAUC